AAAAAAAAAAAAAAAAAAAAAAAAAAAAAAAAACGCGAAUAGCUAGUGAGUGAAUAAACGCUGCGGCAAAACACGGUGUUGUGAUCAAUAAACGGUGUGGAAAGGGCCAAGUGUGCAAUAAUCGUAUAUUUGAAAAGUAAUAAGUUCGAGCAACAAUAAUAAAAACAACAUGUCAGCUAAAGCAGAUAUUGCCUUGAUCGGUUUGGCCGUUAUGGGUCAGAACCUGAUCUUGAACAUGAAUGAUAAUGGUUUCGUGGUUUGCGCCUACAAUCGUACCGUCGAGAAGGUCAACCAAUUUCUGCAGAACGAGGCCAAGGGCACAAAAGUGAUCGGCGCCACUUCGUUGCAGGAUAUGGUGAACAAAUUGAAGUUGCCACGUAAAGUUAUGCUUUUGGUCAAGGCCGGCAGCGCUGUGGAUGACUUCAUUAAACAAUUGGUGCCUUUACUAACGCCCGGCGAUGUAAUCAUUGAUGGUGGCAACUCCGAGUACCAAGAUACCGCACGUCGUUGCGAUGAAUUACGCGCUAAGAAAAUUUUGUACGUUGGUUCCGGAGUGAGCGGCGGUGAAGAGGGUGCACGUCAUGGACCAUCACUCAUGCCCGGCGGUCAUCCAGAAGCCUGGCCACUCAUCCAACCUAUUUUCCAGUCCAUUUGCGCCAAAGCCGAUAACGAACCAUGCUGUGAGUGGGUCGGCGAAGGCGGUGCUGGACACUUCGUCAAAAUGGUACACAACGGUAUUGAGUAUGGUGAUAUGCAAUUGAUCUGUGAAGCGUAUCAAAUCAUGAAAGCGCUUGGCCUCUCUCAAACCGAGAUGGCUACAGAGUUCGAGAAGUGGAAUAGCGAAGAGUUGGAUUCAUUCCUCAUCGAAAUCACACGCGACAUUUUGAACUACAAGGAUGACAAAGGUUACCUGUUGGAGCGCAUACGCGACACAGCUGGACAGAAGGGUACAGGCAAGUGGACAGCCAUUGCAGCGCUGCAAUAUGGUGUACCUGUAACGCUAAUCGGUGAAGCGGUAUUCUCACGUUGUCUCUCCGCGCUGAAGGAUGAACGUGUGGCGGCCAGCAAACAAUUGAGCGGACCCGGGGUAACGGCAAAGGUGGACGACUUACCGAAGUUCCUAAAUCACAUCAAGCAUGCGCUGUACUGCGCCAAAAUCGUUUCAUACGCACAAGGUUUCAUGUUGAUGCGUGAGGCUGCCAAAGACAACAACUGGAACUUGAAUUAUGGUGGCAUUGCGUUGAUGUGGCGCGGCGGUUGCAUUAUCCGCAGUGUGUUCUUGGGCAACAUCAAGGAGGCCUACACCCGCAAUCCACAACUCUCGAACCUGCUGUUGGAUGACUUCUUCAAGAAGGCAAUUGAAGUUGGCCAAAACUCUUGGCGUCAAGUUGUCGCCAAUGCCUUCCUUUGGGGCAUCCCUGUACCAGCUCUUUCGACCGCACUCUCGUUCUACGAUGGCUACCGCACCGAAAAAUUACCCGCCAACUUGUUGCAGGCGCAACGCGAUUACUUCGGCGCCCAUACUUAUGAACUCUUAGGUGCUGAGGGUAAAUUUGUGCACACCAAUUGGACCGGCACCGGUGGCAAUGUUUCCGCCAGUACAUACCUGGCGUAAAACUCAUGCCACAAAAUGCCGCAACUUUAGUUUUCUAAAAAAAGGCAUUCCAUUUUCUUAGAAAAUAAUUAGCAAUUAAUUUCAUAUCCGUAUGUAAUUACUUUAAACGCAUACAUACAUACAUGCAUGCAUGUAUACAGAUGGUGUAAAUAAAAAUAUUGCAAGUGGGUAGUAAAAGAAACAAAUUCGUAACAUUUAAA
Bactrocera latifrons is the source of this 1815-nucleotide messenger RNA. It is a transcript of the gene Pgd, whose product is annotated as 6-phosphogluconate dehydrogenase, decarboxylating. Gene Ontology annotation, molecular function: phosphogluconate dehydrogenase (decarboxylating) activity; NADP binding. The record is from RefSeq and is a predicted model, not a curated record. NCBI's taxonomy places the organism in Eukaryota, Metazoa, Arthropoda, Insecta, Diptera, Tephritidae. Gene Ontology annotation, biological process: pentose-phosphate shunt, oxidative branch; pentose-phosphate shunt. The transcript has 5 exons. Gene Ontology annotation, cellular component: cytosol. The coding region runs from base 170 to 1615 and encodes 481 amino acids.